Messenger RNA from Microthlaspi erraticum, 1647 nucleotides. NCBI's taxonomy places the organism in Eukaryota, Viridiplantae, Streptophyta, Magnoliopsida, Brassicales, Brassicaceae. The record is from the annotation of a GenBank genome assembly.
AUGAUCAGGAAGCAAACAAACGAUCGAACCGCGAAUCGCCGGCGUCCUCAGCUAUGGCAGAGCUGCACAAAUCUCCGAUCUUUGAAGCAAAUUCACGCUUUUAUGGUCGUUAAUGGCCUCAUGACUAAUCUUUCCGUUGUCGGAGAGCUAAUUUACUCGGCUUCUCUCUCUGUUCCGGGUGCGCUUAAACACGCACACAAGUUGUUCGACGAUAUUCCUAAACUAAACGCAGCCAUUUGCAACCAUGUGAUGCGCGGCUCUGCUCAGAGCCUGAAACCCGAGAAAACGGUCUCUUUGUACACCGAGAUGGAGAAACGUGGCGUGAGGCCUGAUAGGUACACGUUUACGUUUGUGCUCAAGGCGUGUUCGAAGCUUGAGUGGAGAAGCAAUGGAUUCGCGAUUCAUGGGAAAGUGGUGAGACAUGGGUUUGUGUCUAACAACUAUGUUAAGAACGCUUUGAUCCUUUUUCAUGCUAAUUGCGGAGAUUUGAGGAUUGCAAGUGAGCUUUUUGAUGAUUCUGCGAGAGCUCAUAAGGUUGCUUGGUCUUCUAUGACUUCUGGGUAUGCUAAGAGAGGGAAGAUUGAUGAGGCGUUGAGGCUUUUCGACGAAAUGCCGGAGAAAGAUCAGGUGGCUUGGAAUGUGAUGAUUACUGGUUGUUUGAAAUGUAAGGAGAUGGAUAAAGCAAGAGAGCUCUUUGAUAGGUUUGCAGAGAAAGAUGUUGUGACUUGGAAUGCAAUGAUCUCUGGAUAUGUGAACUGUGGAUACUCUAAAGAGGCGUUAAGUAUAUUCAAGGAGAUGAGAGAUGCUGGUGAGCAUCCAGACGUUGUGACGAUACUGAGUUUGUUAUCUGCUUGUGCAGAGUUGGGAGACUCGGAAACUGGGAAGAGACUUCAUCUCUACAUCUUGGAGACGGCUUCGGUUUCGAGAUCAAUGUAUGUGGGGACUCCUGUUUGGAAUGCUUUGAUUGACAUGUAUGCGAAAUGCGGAAGGAUAGAUAGUGCGAUUGAAGUGUUCAGAGGAAUGAAAGAGCGGGACUUGUCGUCUUGGAACACUUUGAUCGUCGGUUUGGCUUUGCAUAACGCGGAGGGAUCGAUUGAAAUGUUCGAAGAGAUGCAGAGGAUGAAAGUCUGGCCAAAUGAGGUGACUUUCAUUGGAGUUAUAUUAGCUUGUAGCCAUUCGGGGAGAGUUGAUGAAGGGAAAAGAUAUUUUAGCCUUAUGAGGGAUGUGUAUAGUAUUGAGCCAAACAUUAAGCAUUAUGGUUGUAUGGUUGACAUGUUGGGACGAGCAGGGCUGUUAGACGAAGCGUUUAUGUUUGUGGAGUCGAUGGAGAUUGAGCCUAAUGCCAUUGUGUGGAGAACUCUGUUAGGUUCUUGUAGGAUUUAUGGGAAUGUUGAGUUAGGGAAGUAUGCGAAUGAGAAACUGAUGAGUUUGAGAAAGGACGAGAGUGGCGAUUAUGUGUUGCUCUCUAACAUAUAUGCUUCCACAGGUCAGUGGGAAGGUGUGCAGAGAGUAAGGAAGAUGUUUGAUGAUACAGGUGUGAAAAAACCGACUGGAUACAGUUUGAUCGAAGAGGACAGUGACAAGUUGAUGAUGAGAUAUUUACUGUCUUCAGAACCUGAGUCAAAGUCUAGAGUUCGGAUUCGUUAA